UAGGCCCGCAGGCUCGCAGAACACCUUCACUGCAGCUUCCGCCACACUCAGCAUGGCGGAGGGUUGUGCGUCAUUUCCUUCCGGGAUCGGAAGUGCGGGGUCCUGCAAUAAUGGCGGCGGCGAAGGUGAAGCAGGACAUGCCCCCACCUGGGGGCUACGGCCCCAUCGACUACAAGCGGAACCUACCGCGCCGAGGACUGUCGGGAUACAGCAUGUUUGCCCUGGGCAUCGGGACCUUGCUGUAUGGGUACUGGAGCAUGACAAGGUGGAAUCGUGAGCGCAGGCGCCUGCAGAUCGAGGAACUGGAGGCCCGCAUCGCCUUGAUGCCACUGUUCCAGGCCGAGCGGGACCGCAGGGUCCUGCAGAUGCUGCGGGAGAACCUGGAGGAGGAGGCCAUCAUCAUGAAGGACGUGCCGGGCUGGAAGGUGGGCGAGUCCACAUUCCACACCACGCGCUGGGUGCCCCCGCUUAUCGGUGAUCUGUACGGACUGCGCCCAGCCGAGGAGGUCUUCAACGCCAGCUUCGGAUUCAUGUAUUUCUCAUCAUAGGGGAGUAAAUGCUUGUGCCCUGCCA
Messenger RNA from Cavia porcellus (domestic guinea pig), 573 nucleotides. RefSeq names its product NADH:ubiquinone oxidoreductase subunit A13 (gene Ndufa13). The record is from RefSeq and is a predicted model, not a curated record. The transcript is spliced from 5 exons. NCBI's taxonomy places the organism in Eukaryota, Metazoa, Chordata, Mammalia, Rodentia, Caviidae. Bases 111 to 548 code for a protein of 145 amino acids.